Molecule: messenger RNA, 1196 nt
Organism: Selaginella moellendorffii
Lineage: Eukaryota; Viridiplantae; Streptophyta; Lycopodiopsida; Selaginellales; Selaginellaceae
Exons: 6
Coding region: 3-1151 (382 amino acids)
Source: RefSeq, a predicted model, not a curated record
GAAUGGACGCGUCGUGCUCCGCGAGCUGGGUGAGUGGUAGAAUCCAGAGUUUCAGUCGAAUUACACCGCGAGCUUCUAGCUCGGAUCAAAAUGGGCCGCAAAGCGCGAUGGAGCGAGCCGCUGCUUAUCGAAAGAAAAUGGAGGAGAUGAAAAUCAAGAAGAGCAAAGAGGAGGAGAAGAGGUCAUUAUCGUCGAACGAGGUGGAAGUCGAGAUUAUCACGAGAGAUGGAGUGAUCAAGAGGCGAGCUCCACGGCCUCAGGACUCCCUCACGCUGGAGAUCAGGAAGAAGGGGAUGGAAUUCGUGGGGCUGGACUUCUCCGAGAAGAAGAAGCCGGGGCGGCCGGCGGGAUUGAUCGCCGAGUUUGAAGCUCCGCCUCCCGGACAGCUCCCGGAAGUGGAGAUCAUCACGAGAGACGUCGAGGAUGCAUCGAAAUCUGGAGAUGAUUUGUACAAGCCCAAGGUUUCUACGUGGGGUGUGUUCCCGCGGCCUCCAAACAUCUCCAAGACGUUUGGAGGAGGACGAACAAUAAAACCGGGAGAAGAGCUUGAAACUGAUGAGGAAAAGAAAGCUCGCGAAGCAAAGACUAAAGAGUUGCUUGCCGAGUAUCGACGAAAAAUGGGCCUGGAUAUUGAUCCGAGAGUUUCUUCCGAGUGCCAAGAGAUCAUGAGUAAAGCAGAAGGAUUGCUCAAGAGUGGCAAGUUAAGAGAUGCAGUGCAAAACUUUGAGAUUGUCAUGGAGAAGAUGGUUUUCCAGAGCGAGCUCCAUGGACAAGCAGCGCUCUCAAAGGCAUUGUGCCUCGAAUCCAUGAAUAGAUCGCGUGAAGCUCGCGUGAUCUAUGACAAGCUUGUCUCGCAUUCAAGUCAGAGCGUCAAGAAAAGAGCCAAGCAACUCAUAUUUAGUUUCGAGGCCGCGGAGAAGCUCAAAGUAAGUGAAAACUCAACAUGGGACGUGAACGCUUACCGGGACUACUUCGAGCUCAUUCCAAGGAAGUACACUCGCUACAACUCGUCCUACACAAAACCAUCAAGUGAAGAAGGAGAAGACGAUCAAAAAGCGGCAUUUAGAGAGGGAUUGUUCUACUUUGCACUAACUUUGGCUCCUGUGAUACUGGUGUUCGUGGUUGCCAUUCUCAAACGAAAUGGACACUAAUCAAAUGUAUACAAUUUUAUCUUUCUGACAAGCAAAGCCGCCCUA